CGGGGCGGACGCUCGCGCCCUUCCUUCCCUCCCCGCCUCCGAGUCGCGGAGCGCUCUGGCUCUUGGGCCGAUAUGGGAGCCGCUUCGUGGGCAUCGUCGCCCCUGCCGCCGCGUGUGUCUCUCCUGCUGCUGCUUCUGCCGUUCCCGGGGCUGCCCGUGGGCUCCUGGGACCCGGCGGGUUACCUGCUCUACUGCCCAUGCAUGGGGCGCUUUGGGAACCAGGCUGAUCAUUUCUUGGGCUCCCUGGCAUUUGCAAAGCUGUUGAACCGCACCCUGGCUGUACCUCCUUGGAUUGAGUACCAGCAUCACAAGCCUCCUUUCACCAAUCUCCAUGUGUCCUACCAGAAGUACUUCAAGCUGGAGCCCCUCCAGGCCUACCAUCGGGUCAUCAGCCUGGAGGACUUCAUGGAGAAGCUGGCACCUACUCACUGGCCCCCUGAGAAGCGGGUGGCAUACUGCUUUGAGGUGGCAGCCCAGCGAAGCCCUGAUAAGAAGACAUGCCCCAUGAAGGAAGGAAACCCCUUUGGCCCAUUUUGGGAUCAGUUUCAUGUGAGUUUCAACAGGUCUGAGCUUUUUGCAGGCAUUUCCUUCAGCGCCUCCUACAAAGACCAGUGGAUCCAGAGAUUUUCUCCAGAGGAACAUCCAGUGCUUGCCCUGCCAGGGGCCCCGGCCCAGUUCCCUGUCUUGGAGGAGCAUAGGCCGCUCCAGAAGUACAUGGUGUGGUCAGAUGAGAUGGUGAGGACAGGGGAGGCCCAGAUCCGUGCCCACCUCAUCCGACCCUAUGUGGGCAUCCACCUGCGCAUUGGCUCCGACUGGAAGAACGCGUGCGCCAUGCUGAAGGACGGGACCGCCGGUGCCCACUUCAUGGCCUCCCCGCAGUGCGUGGGCUACAGCCGCCACACCGCCGCCCCGCUCACCAUGACCAUGUGCCUCCCCGACCUGAAGGAGAUCAGGCGCACCCUGAAGCUCUGGGUGACGGCGCUGAACGCCCAGUCGGUCUACAUUGCCACUGACUCUGAGAGUUAUGUACCCGAGAUCCAGCAGCUCUUCAAAGGGAAGGUGAAGGUGGUGAGUCUGAAACCUGAGGUGGCCCAGAUCGACCUGUACAUCCUCGGCCAAGCUGACCACUUUAUUGGCAACUGUGUCUCCUCCUUCACUGCCUUCGUGAAGCGGGAACGGGACCUCCAGGGGAGGCAGUCCUCCUUCUUCGGGAUGGACAGUCCCCCUCAGCUGCGGGAUGAGUUCUGAUCCUAACUGGAGGAUACCGCCUGUCUGAGUUGUUCCCUCCAGCCAGGCCUGGCAGCCAGAGGUGCUCCCAGGAUUGAUCCCCAAGGAUCAGAGAACAGAAAAAAGUACCAGGGACUUCCUGGAGGAGGAGGAAGACAGUCCAUCUCCCAGGGCACGGGACUUCCAAGCUUCUAGUAGCCAGACCAUCUCCCUUUCUCAUGUGCUCCCUGCUGCUUCUCCUGGGAAUUUCUCACACCAGCAAAGCAGUCCAACAUCUGUCUUUUUGUCUGCCCUGCUCUGAGCAGCCUGGGAUGCUGAACUCUAUUCGGAGAGAUUUUUUUAUAUAGAGAGAGAGAUUUUUAUAGUUUUGAUACAGGAUCAUUACUCCCCUAGAACUCUCCCUCAUUUAAAAAAAUCAGUGAAGUUCAUUAACAUAGGUACCUGAAGUGACCUUAACAGAAUGUGGAUAAGGCCAGGGGUGGGUGGGUGUAUUGACCGCUUUUCCAGAUGACCCCCAAAGUGACCCUCAGACUCAUCCCCACUGCCUGGCCAGAGCCAUUGUCAGCCCCCCUUUCCUAGGCCAUUGCCAGGGUUUGGGGCACAAACACUUUUCUCCAUUGUACACACUAUGCAAAUAGAAGUUAUCAAUCACAGUGCUGUCAGUACCCCGAAGACGGCUAAGUGCUGCUCCCACAGCACAUUCCCGGCAAGGAGCACCUGCCAUCAAGCCAGACCAUCAUAUUGCUCUCAAAGUCUCUUGGUAGUUGGUGGCCUGCCACAAACCUGGCACCGUCAGGGUUUCAUAACACCUCACCAGGGCCAGGACUUGCUGGUUUGGCAGGAUCCUUCUGAAGUCUCCUCUUCUGAUCUCAUGUCCCAAGGGGCCUGGUUGUAGAAUUUUGCCAUUAAGCUGCUAUCCAAGGCCUGUCCUCCCAGCCUUCCUCCUGCAGUUGGAGCCCUCAGACUAUAUUCUCACAAGGGAGUGUUCACUAAGCCUCUGACCAGAUCAAAGAUGCUCAGUCCCCAGGAGCCAUUGGAUUCCCAGGUUUUUUUGCCCAUCUCAUCCAGUAUAAUCUCAGCCAAGCCCACGAGGCUUAAGGUGUUAACAGUCAUAAGUUUCUUUGUCUCUCAGAUGCUGUAGUUUUAAAAAUCCAUGACUCCUGAGAGUCUGAUUUUUUGGCCUUGUGGUUCUAAAAUUCAUGUCUUAACACCUGUCGAUUACUUCCCCGCCAUCUGGCCUCCCUCAGAAGGCCACAGUCAGUCCUGGUAAAGUAGAGGAGAUUGAUGAGAGCCAAGCCCAGAGCUCCAUGCAGUGGUGUCCCUUGGGUAACCUUUGGGAAGAGAUUCUUUGUUUUCAUGGCAGACUGAAUCAGAGGCUUCAGGGCAACAAGGAUCUCAAACACCAAAGGUGGCAUUCGCUGCUUAGAGCUGCCGCCCAACUCUUAGCAGGAGAAACUAUACAGAAAGGGCAUUUGAAUUUUCCUUCUGGGGGAACUGUUUUAAAUCCUGGGUGGACUCUGAGAGGUGGUUUAUCUGUUCAGACUUGUUCACGAGCCUCACUGUGGGACGUGGGAACCCCUGCCUCCAUCCGGCGGUUGGGGGCGUUUGGCUUUCCGCCUGAUGUCAUUUGCUGCCCUACACUAGGCACAUGCCUUAGAGUCUGCGGCUCUAAUGGGCCAGCCAAAUCCUCGUGUCUCUGAAGGUGAGGGUGCUGGAGUUGUAGUCAGAUUCAGUGUGUUUUGUAGGCAAGUACUUUCUUCCUUUGACCCAGUUUCCUCACCUAUAAAAUGGUGAUAAAACUGAUGGGGUUGUUGAACAGCCCCAAUCAGAUAAGAGCCCGUUGUAAAUGUGAAAGAGACAAAGGCAAAUACAUGGCUGUUGAUAAUUUGACUGCCUCUCCUUGCAUGCCUCCUUUGUGCCAGGCACUGUGCUUGCUAAGUGCUUUGUGGACAUUCUCUGGUUUAG
This is a messenger RNA of Mesoplodon densirostris (Blainville's beaked whale), 3192 nucleotides long. RefSeq names its product protein O-fucosyltransferase 1 (gene POFUT1). The coding region runs from base 73 to 1248 and encodes 391 amino acids. Lineage: Eukaryota; Metazoa; Chordata; Mammalia; Artiodactyla; Ziphiidae. The record is from RefSeq and is a predicted model, not a curated record. Gene Ontology annotation, molecular function: peptide-O-fucosyltransferase activity. Gene Ontology annotation, cellular component: endoplasmic reticulum. Gene Ontology annotation, biological process: protein O-linked glycosylation via fucose; Notch signaling pathway; regulation of Notch signaling pathway. The transcript has 7 exons.